UCCUCCCGUCCCCAGCAGUCCAUUCAGAGCCUCGGGCAGCGCGCAGCAGCUGGACACGGGAGGAAGGAGCCACGGGAGGCGGAAGGCGGCCUGUGUACCCAGCACCGCUUGGGUGGAAAUGAUGGCCAGGUUAAAAAUCUGACAAGUUGUCGGGACAAGGACCUGAGGUCUGGGACUCGCUACGUCUUGAUGAACAGCACGGUCCAAAGAAUUGAGAGAACCCCUGUUUGUCUCUUCCUGCCCUAACUCCUGCUGGUGGCAGAGCCGCAGGCCGCAGGUCCGCUGGACGACACAGCAGCUGGGACCUGGAGCAGGAGGCUGCAAGGAGAGGCGGGCAGAGGAUUACACUUCUCCGUGCGUGACAAACAGCCAACAGAUCCGUCACCCCCCUCAGCAGCCAAAGACGAGCCAGCAGGAUGGCAGGGAAGCCCCUCAAGAAGUCCUCCAUGCCGGGGGUGAGCAUCCGGCAGCUGGUGGAGGACAUCCCUGAAGGGUGCAGCCUGCCGGGCUUCGAGCAGAAGCCUGUCACCCUGGCUCUCCUGGAGGGAAAAAACGCCAUCUUUCGGGCCGUGGUCUGUGGGGAGCCCAGACCCGAGGUGCGCUGGCAGUGCUCCAAAGGUGACCUCAGUAAUUCCAGCAAGUACCAGAUCUCGUCCACCCCCGGCAGCAAGGAGCACGUGCUGCAGAUCAACAAGCUGACGGGCGACGACAUGGACCUGUACCGCUGCGCAGCAGUGAACGCGUACGGGGAGGCCACGUGCUCGGCGAGGCUCACGGUCAUAGAAGUUGGCUUUCGGAAGAAUCGGAAGAGGCAAAAGGAGCCCCAAGAGGACCUCAAGAAGGAGCUGAUGGAUUUCCGGAAGAUGCUGAAAAAGAGGGCCCCGUCUCCCAUCCACGAGAAGGUGGACAUGGAGCAGGUGUGGCAGCUGCUGAUGACGGCGGACCGGAAGGACUACGAGAAGAUCUGCCUCAAGUACGGCAUCGUGGACUUCCGCGGCAUGCUGCGCCGGCUGCAGCAGAUGCACAAGGAGCGGGAGGAGAAGCUGGCACCGUACAUCAAUGCCAUCCUCAACCUGAGACACAUCACAGUUAACAAGGAGGGCAUCGCGAUAUUUGACCUGGAGCUGGAUCUCAAGAGUCCCGAGGGCAAGAUUUACCUCUACAAGGAUGGCAAGAUGGUCCCCUAUGGCUUCGACAACCAGACCAAGCACUGUCUGCGGCAUCUGGGGAGGCACUACCAAUUCCAGAUCCGGGACCUACGGCCUGAGGACGCUGGCAUUUACCAGGUCAGGGUGGAGGAUGCUGAGGUCUUCUCCACGGAGCUGGAGGCCAGCGACAUCCCCCCCAGAGUGGUGGUCCCGCUGGCGGACGCCCGCUGUGAGGAGCACGGCGAUGCGGUCUUCGAGUGCACGCUCUCCAGCCCCUGCCCCAGCGCCGCCUGGAGUUUCCAGCACCGGCCGCUCCGACUCAGUGACAAGUACGAGGUGUUCGUGUCCUCUGAUGGCCUGACCCACCGGCUGGUGGUGAGAGGCGCCCGCUUCGCAGACAUGGGCCUCUAUUCCCUGGGCACCAAGCUCCACGCCUCCAGCGCCUGGCUGGUGGUUGAAGCUGGGAAGGAUAAAAGCCUUCUGGCCGCAAGCACUGACCGCCAGCUGCAGAGCAGGAGAGGCGGCCAAGAGGGCGGGUUGGACGCCCAUGGCCAGAGAAGCGAUGCCGCCCGCAGUCCCAGAUCCAGACACAAGCCUGGCGCUGGUGGUUUCUCCGAGGAGGCUCGAGGCCCCGCAGGCCACUUCUCCCAGGGCCUGGCUGACACGGAGGUGCAGCAGGGGGAGGACGCCGUGCUCUCCUGCACCCUCACCCGUGACCUGGGGCCUGGAGCCUGGUUUAAGGAUGGUGUCAAGCUCAGCACCCAGGACGGAGUCAUCUUUGAGCAGGAUGGGCUCGCGCACAGGCUCCUCAUCGCCCAUGUGCAGGGGACCCAGGCCGGGAGGUACUCCUUCGUGGCCGGCAACCAGCAGAGUGAGGCCACACUGACCGUCCGCGACCCCCCGAUCAUCGCUCCAAACGUGACAGAGAAGCUGAGGGAGCCACUGGUGGUCAAGGCGGGGAAGCCAGCGACCAUGAAGGUCCCCUUCCAGAGCCGCCUCCCGGUUCAGGCCACCUGGAGGAAGGACGGGGCCGAGGUGGCGGGCGGCGGCAGCAGAGGGGCCCAGGUGGUCGUGGGGGACAGCUUCACACGGCUGUGCCUCCCCAGCGCCGACAGGAAGGACCGAGGCCAGUACAGCGUGACGCUGAGGAGCGAGGGCGGCUCCGUGCAGGCCGAGCUCACCCUGCAAGUCCUAGACAAGCCCCAGCCCCCACAGGGCCCCCUAGAAGUACAAGAUUGCCACGGGGCUGGCGUCUGCCUCCGCUGGCGGCCCCCAAGGGACGACGGGGGCCGGGCCCUAGAGCACUACGUGGUGGAGAGGCAGCAGGCCGGCCGGAGCACUUGGCUGAAGCUGGGCGAGACCCCAGCAGACAGCACCACGUUCACGGACACCCACGCGGAGCAGGGCAAGAAGUACACCUUCCGCGUGCGGGCUGUGACGGCGGAGGGGCCCGGGGAGGCCCUGCAGUCCGAGGAGGUGCUGGUGGCUCCCGAGGCUCUUCCUGGGCCCCCGUCCCCACCGGCCAUCCUGUCAGCCUCCAGCCAGAGCAUCACACUGUCGUGGAUGGCGCCGCGGGGCCCGGGCAGCUCCCACAUCCUGGGCUACCUCAUCGAGAAACGCAAGAAGGGAAGUAACACCUGGACGGCCGUGAACCAGCAGCCGGUGCCUGAGAAGAAGUGGACGGUGGCGGACCUGCGGCAGGGCUGUCAGUACGAGUUCCGGGUCACGGCCGUGGCUCCCUCUGGCCUCGGACAGCCUGGGCCCCCAUCAGAGGCCGUCUUCGCUCGGGACCCCAUGAGAACCCCCGGGCCUGUGAGGGAUCUCCAGGUCAUAGACACGUCCCACACCAGCAUCACCCUGAGCUGGGCCCGGCCAGACACACAGGAUGGAGAUGAAGCCCAGGGCUACGUGGUGGAGCUGUGCGGCUCGGACAGCCUCCAGUGGAGCCCGUGCCACACGGGCACCGUGCCUGGACCCACCUACACAGCCCGAGGGCUUCGGCCCCGAGAGGGCUACUUCGUGCGGGUGACAGCAGUUAAUGACGGGGGCCGCGGCCAGCCCAUGACCCUGGACACCGUAGUGCAGGCCAUGCCUGUUACUGUCUGUCCCAAGUUCCUCAUGGACGCCACCAUGAAGGACUCGAUGACGGUCAGAGCUGGGGACACUGUUCGCGUGCCUGUCUACUUUGAGGCCGACCCCUUGCCGGAGGUGACCUGGCUAAAGGAUGGCUUGCCCUUGCCUAAAAGAAGCGUGACCUCCACCAAGGACGGCCUCACCCAGCUCCUGGUCCCCGUGGCCAGCCUCACAGACAGUGGCCUCUACACUGUGGUACUGAGGAGCCUGCGGGGGGAGGAGGCCACCUACAGCUUCCGCCUCACGGUGGCAGAAAAGGGGAAAAAAUGGGUUGAGCAGCCUUGGGGGACACGUUUGCGGGUGAGACGUGGUGGGAGGCCCAGGCAGUGCCCGCGUCUACCAGCAGCGUCCCGCCCGGACGCACCUUCUCAGCUUCUGACCUUCCUCCCUGCCGUCUCCCCCGCAGACAAGUUCACGGUGAAGGUUCCCAGCUACCGCGAGCCAGACCUGAGCCAGAAGCCCCGCUUCCUGGUGGGCCUGCGGACCCACCUGCUGCCCCUGGGCUGCGAGUGCUGCAUGACCUGCGCCGUGCAGGGCUGGCCCCGGCCCCGCGUCACCUGGUUCAAGAACGACCAGAGCCUGGCAGGGAGCCCCACCGUGUACAGCACCGACGUGCUGGGCGUCUGCUCCCUGGUCAUCCCCAGCGUCUCCGCUGCGGACAGCGGCGAGUACAAGGCGGUGGCCGAGAACCCUCUGGGCCAGGCUGUCAGCACCGCCAAGCUCAUCGUUGUAGAAUCUAACCCCUAGCCCCGCCUCCCCCUGUGAUGGCCUCGCUCAGCCCUGCAGCCCCUGAAGAUCUCUGAAACAUCACUCCUGACACCACGCUGAAAGGAUGGAGGACGCUGGAGUUCCCAGAGCCCCAGGGAGACCGGAGUCAGGGGCUCCUGGGGAAGCCACGCCAGGAGGGCACGGAGUUUUGGGGAAGAGAAAGAAGGAGGGGACACUCAGUGUCCCAGCCCUGGGCUGUCACUGAGCCAAACGGCAGCGAACCUCCCGCUUGGGGGCUCCAGUGGACCGGGGUGUGUCUGCAGGAAGGAGGCCGAGUCCUGGUCUCCCCAGGCUGGGCCCCGAAGGGAGGGUGGGGAGGACUGGGCCAGCGUGACCACAGUGGGGGUGGGGUGAGGGCGGGGCCUGUGUGUGGGAAGGCUGCUCUCCGCGCUUCUCCUCAUUAAAGCAUUGGCCGCUUCCAGCAAA
This is a messenger RNA of Vicugna pacos (alpaca), 4475 nucleotides long. NCBI's taxonomy places the organism in Eukaryota, Metazoa, Chordata, Mammalia, Artiodactyla, Camelidae. The record is from RefSeq and is a predicted model, not a curated record.